CACGGUAUCUAAUGUAAGCGUAAAACUCGUCCAACAGACAAAAAGGAAACUAAAAAAGAAAAAGGAAAAUUAUAUAAUCUCUAUCUUUUUGAUUUGUUGCUUGUAGACUUGUAGUUGUGGUGUUGUAGCGCUUCAAUUCCCUUGUCUUUUACGAAACCCAAUUGCCAGCUCAAUCGAAUUGAUGCACCAAACAGCUUCUGCAUCUCUCACUAUCUCAAGGUCUCACCUCCUCCAUCUCUCUCUCUCAAUUGCACAUUUGCACAUUUGCACAAUUGGGUUUGCAUUUGUUAGUGUUGCGCUUUGACUCCCCACUGAAAGCUCCGGACUUGAUUCGAUCUCAUCCGAAUCCUCCUUCCUGUGAGAGAGCAAUUGUAUGUUGAUCUGUUCCUUUCUUCUGCAGAAACAAGAAAUGCAAGAGGCUGUGAGGUGAGGUAGAUCUGGAGAAGGCCAAGCUGGUCUCUUCUCUUUACUCCUUUUUCCUAAGGAAUCUUGAAGAGUAGCAGCAAAGCUGGCAUGGCAACCACAAUGGGAUGGAGGUAUGCUGCCACCAAUGGCAGCACCCUUUCCACUAAUGAUCUGGAAAGGAAUGGUGAUGCAAAAGUUCAAGAUUCGGAGCCUCCAACACCACAUUCUCUUUUAAAGAUGGGUUCAAGAGAUCGUAGUAGUAGCAUGGAGGAUGCAGAUGGGACAUUGGCAAGUGUUGCUCAAUGCAUUGAGCAGCUGCGUCAAAGUUCCUCAUCUGUACAAGACAAGGAGUAUUCGUUGAAGCAGUUGCUUGAGCUUAUCAAUACUCGUGAAAAUGCUUUCAGUGCUGUUGGAUCUCACUCUCAAGCAGUUCCAGUGCUUGUUUCUCUUCUUCGAUCAGGUUCAGUUGGAGUUAAGAUACAAGCUGCUACUGUUUUAGGCUCUCUCUGCAAGGAGAAUGAACUCAGGGUGAAAGUCUUGCUUGGAGGAUGCAUUCCGCCAUUGCUUGGUCUACUCAGGUCCAGCUCAGCAGAAGGGCAAGUUGCAUCUGCGAAGACAAUUUAUGCUGUUUCUCAAGGUGGUGCCAGGGAUCAUGUUGGAUCAAAAAUAUUUUCAACUGAAGGAGUUGUGCCAGUGCUCUGGGAGCAGCUACAAAAAGGGAUCAAAACUGGUAGUUUGGUUGAUAGUUUGUUGACUGGAGCGUUAAAGAACCUAUCCAGCAGCACUGAGGGAUUCUGGACUGCAACCUUCCAAGCUGGAGCAGUGGAUAUACUUGUGAAGUUGCUGACAACCGGGCAGUCAAGCACUCAAGCUAACGUGUGCUUUCUACUUGCAUGUAUGAUGGUGGAAGAUCCAUCUGUCUGUUCUAAGGUGCUGGCUUCAGAGGCUACCAAACAACUUCUCAAGCUUUUAGGAUCCGGAAAUGAAGCUUCUGUUAGAGCAGAAGCUGCAGGUGCUCUUAAAUCUCUUUCUGCCCAGUGCAAAGAAGCAAGACGGGAAAUAGCUAACUUCAAUGGCAUUCCUGUAUUGAUAAAUGCUACAAGCCCCUCCAAAGAAUUCAUGCAGGGUGAGUAUGCCCAAGCGUUGCAGGAGAAUGCGAUGUGUGCUUUAGCAAAUAUUUCUGGUGGUUUGUCAUAUGUUAUCUCAAGCCUUGGGCAAAGCCUUGAAUCUUGCACUUCACCUGCCCAAAUUUCUGAUACAUUAGGGGCUUUGGCUUCAGCUUUGAUGAUAUAUGAUAGUACAGCAGAAUCUAAUAGAGCAUCAGAUCCUGUGGUUAUUGAGCAGACAUUGGUUUCACAGUUCAAACCGCGUUUACCGUUUCUUGUUCAGGAACGAACCAUAGAGGCCCUUGCGAGUUUGUAUGGGAAUUCUGUACUCUCAGUUAAACUUGCCAAUUCAGAAGCAAAGCGUUUGCUUGUUGGUUUGAUCACAAUGGCAACAAAUGAAGUUCAGGAUGAGCUAAUGAGAGCUCUUCUUGCACUUUGCAAUAGUGAGGAAAGUCUGUGGUGUGCGCUUCAAGGUCGUGAAGGGGUUCAGCUGUUGAUAUCACUUCUUGGGCUUUCAUCAGAACAGCAGCAAGAAUGUGCAGUUGCACUGCUUUGCCUGCUUUCCAAUGAGAAUGACGAAAGUAAAUGGGCUAUUACUGCUGCUGGUGGCAUACCUCCACUUGUUCAGAUUCUGGAGACAGGAUCUGCAAAAGCCAAGGAAGAUUCAGCAUCAAUCCUUAGGAACCUGUGCAACCACAGUGAAGAUAUACGUGCAUGUGUUGAAAGUGCUGAUGCUGUUCCUGCAUUACUGUGGCUUCUAAAGAAUGGAAGUUCAAACGGAAAAGAAAUUGCAGCAAAGACUUUAAAUCAUUUGAUCCAUAAAUCUGAUACAGCAACCAUUAGCCAACUUACUGCAUUAUUGACCAGUGAUCUACCUGAAUCUAAAGUGUAUGUUUUGGAUGCUUUAAAAAGUAUGCUGUCCGUGGUCCCCCUCAAUGAUAUAUCACGUGAAGGUAGUGCUGCUAAUGAUGCAAUUGAGACAAUGAUAAAAAUAUUGAGCACAACUAAAGAAGAGACUCAAGCCAAGUCCGCAUCAGCUUUAGCUGGAAUAUUUGAAUCCAGGAAGGACUUGCGUGAAAGUAGCAUUGCUGUUAAAACUCUUUGGUCAGCCAUCAAGUUGAUUAGUGUCGAAUCUGUAUAUAUCCUUGCAGAGGCCUCACGUUGCCUUGCGGCAAUAUUUCUUUCAAUUAAAGAGAACCGGGAUGUGGCAGCUGUUGCUCGAGAUAUAUUAUCCCCAUUAGUUCUGCUUGCUAACUCGUCAGUUCUGGAAGUUGCAGAACUAGCAACAUGUGCUCUGGCUAAUCUUAUUUUGGACAGUGAAGUUUCAGAGAAAGCAGUUGCUGAAGAUGUUAUUUUCCCGGCUACUAGAGUUUUGCGUGAAGGCACAGUACCUGGAAAGACCCAUGCAGCAGCAGCAAUUGCUCGCCUGCUCCAUUCUCGUCAAAUUGAUUAUGCUUUAACUGAUUGUGUGAAUCGUGCUGGAACUGUUCUUGCAUUAGUUUCUUUUCUAGAAUCUGUUAAUCAUGAUUCUGUUGCCACAUCAGAGGCACUUGAGGCACUUGCUAUUCUAUCCAGGUCAGAAGGUGCUUCUGGAGAUAUAAAACCUGCAUGGGCAGUUUUGGCUGAAUUCCCGAAAAGUAUUACCCCAAUAGUUUUAUCCAUUGCUGAUGCAACACCCUUGUUGCAGGAUAAGGCUAUUGAAAUAUUAUCACGGCUUUGCAGAGAUCAGCCUGAUGUAUUGGGUGACACAGUUGCUACUGCUUAUGGAUGUAUUUCAUCAAUUGCCAAAAGGGUGAUCAAUUCAACAAAAUCAAAAGUUAAAACUGGAGGAACUGCACUACUUAUUUGUGUUGCAAAAGUUAGUCAUCAGAGAGUUGUGGAAGAUCUUAGUGAAUCAAACUUACGCACCCAGCUAAUUCAAGCUCUUGUUGCAAUGCUUAGUUCUUUGGGAAGCCCAGGGGAUAAUGAGAAUGAUUCUAUUGGCAUUUAUAGGCAUGCUAAAGAGGAAACAAAGAUUGAUGAGUCUUAUUCAAGCACAGGAGUAAUUAGUGGUGUCAAUUUAGCUAUGUGGCUACUGUCUAUUCUUGCCUGUCACGAUGAAAGGUGCAAAAUUGUGAUUAUGGAGGCUGGGGCUGUGGAAGUCCUCACUGACAGGAUCUCAAAUGAUUUCUCACCCUACUCACAGAUUGAGUUUAAAGAAGAUAGUAGCAUAUGGAUUUGUACUUUGCUGUUGGCAAUCUUGUUUCAAAACAGAGACAUCAUACGAGCACAUGCAACCAUGAAAUCUGUACCAGUACUUGCAAACUGGUUGAGAUCAGAAGAUUUGCCCACCAGAUAUUUUGCUGCACAGGCAAUGGCCAGCCUAGUCUGUAAUGGUAGCAGGGGGACUCUUCUAUCUGUUGCAAAUUCUGGAGCAGCAGGCGGGCUCAUUUCCCUACUUGGCUGUGCGGAUAUUGAUAUAAGUGAUCUUUUGCAGUUGUCAGAAGAGUGUGGUUUAGUACGUUAUCCUGAGCAAGUUGCCCUUGAGAGGUUGUUCAGAGUUGAAGACAUAAGGGUUGGUGCUACUUCCAGGAAAGCAAUACCUGCACUUGUUGAUCUACUCAAACCCAUUCCAGAUCGUCCUGGAGCACCAUUUUUAGCACUUGGGCUUCUGACUCAGCUUGCGAAAGACUGUCCAUCGAAUAAAAUUGUAAUGGUAGAAUCAGGAGCUUUGGAAGCACUGACCAAAUAUCUUUCACUUGGCCCUCAAGAUGCAACUGAGGAAGCUGCUACAGAUCUGUUAGGUAUACUAUUUGGCAGUGCUGAAAUCAGGAGACAUGACUCUUCAUUUGGUGCUGUUGGUCAGCUUGUGGCAGUUUUACGGUUAGGUGGAAGAGCUUCAAGGUACAGUGCUGCUAAAGCAUUGGAAAGCUUGUUUUCUGCUGACCAUAUAAGGAAUGCAGAAAGUGCUCGACAAGCUGUUCAACCCUUGGUGGAGAUUCUCAAUACUGGUUCUGAGAAGGAGCAACAUGCUGCAAUUGCUGCGUUGGUAAGGCUGCUGAGUGAAAAUCCAUCAAGAGCCUUGGCAGUUGCAGAUGUUGAGAUGAAUGCAGUAGAUGUUCUCUGCAAGAUUCUUUCUUCAAAUUGCUCAAUGGAGCUGAAAGGGGAUGCUGCCGAGUUGUGUUGUGUUCUCUUUGGAAAUACAAGAAUCAGGUCAACAAUGGCUGCAGCUAGAUGUGUGGAGCCUCUGGUGUCUCUUCUUGUGACUGAGUUCAGUCCUGCACAGCAUUCAGUUGUCCGUGCGUUGGAUAAACUUGUUGAUGAUGAGCAACUGGCAGAACUUGUUGCUGCUCACGGGGCAGUUAUUCCUCUUGUAGGUCUUCUAUAUGGUAAGAAUUACUUGCUCCAUGAAGCUAUUUCUAGAGCCCUCGUGAAAUUAGGGAAAGACAGGCCUGCUUGCAAGAUGGAAAUGGUGAAAGCUGGAGUAAUUGAGAGCAUACUUGACAUCCUCCAUGAGGCACCCGAUUUUCUCUCUGCUGCUUUUGCAGAACUGCUCCGAAUAUUGACCAACAAUGCAAGCAUUGCUAAGGGACCAUCUGCUUCAAAAGUGGUUGAGCCCCUUUUUGUGCUUCUAACAAAACCAGAGUUUGGACCUGAUGGGCAGCAUAGUGCACUUCAAGUUCUUGUCAACGUUUUGGAGCAUCCACAGUGUCGUUCUGACUAUAAGUUGACAUCCCACCAAGCUGUUGAACCUAUUAUUCCCUUACUUGAUUCUCCUGCUCCAGCAGUACAACAGUUGGCCGCUGAGCUUCUGUCACAUUUACUCUUUGAAGAACAACUUCAAAAGGAUUCAGUGACUCAGCAAGUGAUUGGUCCUCUCAUACGGGUUCUUGGCUCUGGUAUACACAUAUUGCAGCAGAGAGCUGUGAAGGCCCUUGUUAGUAUUGCGCUAAUUUGGCCGAAUGAAAUAGCAAAAGAGGGUGGUGUCACUGAAUUGUCCAAGGUGAUAUUGCAAUCAGAUCCAUCUCUUCCUCAUGCCUUGUGGGAAUCGGCUGCUGCUGUUUUAUCAAGCAUUCUGCAGUUUAGUUCUGAAUUUUACUUGGAAGUGCCUGUGGCUGUGUUGGUAAGGUUGCUUCGUUCUGGCUCAGAAGGCACAGUAAUUGGUGCAUUGAAUGCUCUUCUGGUACUGGAAAGUGAUGAUGCAACCAGCGCAGAAGCAAUGGCUGAAAGUGGUGCUUUAGAGGCUCUUUUGGAUCUUCUUAGAUCUCAUCAGUGUGAGGAAACUGCUGCUAGGCUGUUGGAAGUAUUGUUGAACAAUGUGAAGAUCAGAGAAACUAAGGCUACCAAGUCUGCUGUAUUACCAUUGUCUCAGUACCUCUUAGAUCCACAAACCCAAGCUCAGCAAGCGAGGUUACUGGCAACUCUAGCUCUUGGUGAUCUAUUCCAAAAUGAGGGCCUUGCUCGAAGCACUGACGCUGUUUCAGCUUGUCGUGCACUAGUAAAUGUGCUUGAAGAGCAACCUACUGAAGAAAUGAAGGUUGUAGCGAUAUGUGCUUUGCAGAACCUUGUCAUGUACAGUAGAUCUAAUAAAAGAGCAGUUGCUGAGGCUGGUGGCGUCCAGGUUGUGUUGGAUCUGAUUGGUUCAAGUGAUCCAGAUACUUCUAUUCAGGCUGCAAUGUUUGUUAAACUUCUCUUUUCAAACCAUACCAUUCAAGAGUAUGCUUCUAGUGAGACAGUAAGGGUGAUUACUGCUGCUAUCGAGAAAGAUUUAUGGGCAACCGGAACUGUGAACGAGGAGUACCUGAAAGCUCUGAAUGCUCUUUUUAGCAACUUCCCACGACUUAGAGCCACAGAACCUGCAACGUUAAGCAUUCCUCAUCUUGUUACAUCCCUCAAGACAGGGUCAGAGGCAACUCAAGAAGCUGCCUUGGAUGCACUCUUUCUUCUUAGGCAAGCUUGGUCAGCAUGUCCAGCUGAAGUUUCUAGGGCGCAGUCAAUUGCUGCAGCCGAUGCAAUCCCCUUGCUGCAAUACUUAAUUCAGUCUGGCCCACCUCGGUUUCAGGAGAAGACAGAAUUUUUGUUACAAUGUUUGCCGGGGACAUUGGUGGUGAUAAUCAAGCGUGGAAAUAAUAUGAAGCAGUCAGUGGGAAAUCCUAGUGUUUAUUGCAAGAUUACACUCGGCAACACUCCACCUAAGCAAACUCAGGUUGUUUCAACUGGACCGAAUCCCGAAUGGGAUGAAAGCUUUUCGUGGUCCUUUGAGAGUCCUCCGAAAGGCCAGAAGCUCCACAUAUCUUGCAAGAACAAGAGCAAAAUGGGAAAGAGUUCAUUUGGAAAGGUAACCAUCCAGAUUGAUCGUGUAGUAAUGCUGGGAGCAGUUGCCGGAGAGUACACUCUGUUGCCAGAAAGCAAAAGCGGGCCGUCACGGAAUUUAGAAAUAGAGUUCCAGUGGUCUAACAAGUAACAACAAAACCCACAUUGAGUUUUUGUUAUAAUUCUUGUGCAAAUGAAUUAUUAGGGGAAACAUGUUCAAAAAGAUGGUUCUUUUUUUCUUUUCUUUUUAAUUUUCAGUCUGGAUUAUUUAUCAUGUGAAUGUACAUAAUAUCCCAAAGAUUCUGAUUUUUUGUCAAAAGCCCAUUGAGUAGUCAUUUGUGAAUGUAUUCUUUUAUAACUUGUGGGAAACAUGUAACUUACUUGUGUGCUUGUCAAUGCUAGUGGAAAUAAUGAAAGUUGAAUUUUAAUGGUU
Pyrus x bretschneideri (Chinese white pear) is the source of this 7236-nucleotide messenger RNA. RefSeq names its product protein CELLULOSE SYNTHASE INTERACTIVE 1-like. NCBI's taxonomy places the organism in Eukaryota, Viridiplantae, Streptophyta, Magnoliopsida, Rosales, Rosaceae. Gene Ontology annotation, biological process: regulation of cellulose biosynthetic process; anisotropic cell growth. Gene Ontology annotation, cellular component: cellulose synthase complex. Gene Ontology annotation, molecular function: microtubule binding. The record is from RefSeq and is a predicted model, not a curated record.